AAUAGAAUCCUCCUACCUUCUUAAAAGGCCUACUGUGAGCUGCCAGUCCCACUUUUCCCCCCUCCGCCCCUUGCUUAUUGUUUCCCUAUGGAAGUUUACACCUGAGAAGGCAUGUGUUUCAAUUCAGAAGCAAUGUCUGUGGUAUGAAAUCAUGAAAGCUAAUUGAUUUGGGGAUGACACUUGCAGCUCUUGCUCAGGGAGCAUCAUCUUCUAACCUACAGAGUUAAGUUAGAUGCAAUAGAAGAGAACUCUGCACAUGCUAUUAAGCUCUUUUGCCCUCAUUUCAAAGCUCAGCUCAUUCUCGUAUUUUGUUAAGAAGCAAUGUGGUAUGACUGGGAUAAGAAAGAAAAAGAAAAGCAUGUUGUCACUUGAGACUGCCUUAGAAAUGUUUCCCAGUCAGGGUUGGGUGUUUCCUGUCCUUUGGAAGAGAACAGGCCUAAACAGUACCUUCCUUAUCCUAUAGCUGCGAGGAAGGCACCAUGAUCGAGGUUAGAGAUGUCUGACUGCUGAUUUCUAAUUGAGUGUAAACGAAACUAACUUUAAAUAUGUAACAAAACGAUAGAAGUGAAAAAAUGCUGUAUUUUUUAAAAAACCUAUUUGACAUAAAUUGUGUUUCUUGAACAAAAUGUAAAAAACCUAGAGAACGAAAUUGCAAAGUCAACAGGAGAAUCAGAGACCUAUAUUUAAAUUUUGUGCCUGCUUCCUGGAUUUUGUGCGUAUUAUUUAGUUUCUUUAAGCCUCAGUUUCUUCAUGUAAAAUGGGGAAAAUAAUAUGUAUUUCAUAGAAUUAUUCUAAAGAUCAAAUAAAGGCUUUAAAGCCUUUAGCACCGUGUCUGGACCAGAGUAGCCGCUUAAUCAAUGGCAGCUAUACUGAUAAUAAUAACUUAAUAUUACUGAAUACUUUAUCAGGCCAAAAAAGGAAAGAAAGAAGAAGACAUGGGGAGUGCAAGGGAGGGUGAUAACAAAAUGAACUGAUUAUGUGUAUAUAAAGUAGAUUACAUUAGGCAGGGGUGUCAUGAGGAUUAGUGUGAUAGUGACCUUGUUGCUAAGUGCAAAAGCAAAACAAUGACAUAAAAACAAGUAGGCUCAGCACUGAGUGGAGGAGAGAGAUGGAGGCAGACACUGCAGGAAAAAAAGCUGAUUAGAAAGGGGCCUUUGAUUCCACAGGCACAAAAAUCCACAGCCAGGAAUUUGCUGCCACCUCUGAGUCAGGCAGGGGGGUGGGGGUGGGGUGCACAAUCCCAUUAGUAGAGAAUGCCCAGUGGAUUUAGUCUGAGAGUCACAUUUCUUAUUUGGACCAGUGUAGACAGAAGCAAACCCAGCUCACUUGUUUCCUGGGACAGUUGAGUUAGGGGAUGGCUUUUGCAGAGCACUCAACGCUGACCCCUCACCGCCGGGACCUCUGUAGCCGCUCUAUCUGGCUAGCGAGGAAGAUUCGUUCAGACCUGACUGCUCUUUUGGAAUCUUAUAUGAAGCAUCAGGGCCUGAACGAGAACAUAAACCUGGACUCUGUGGAUGGUGUGCCAGUGGCAAGCACUGAUCGAUGGAGUGAGCUGACUGAGGCAGAGCGACUCCAAGAGAACCUCCAAGCUUAUCGUGCCUUCCAUGUUAUGUUGGCUAGGCUUUUAGAAGACCAACAGGUGCAUUUUACUCCAGCUGAAGGGGAUUUCCAUCAAGCAAUACAUACCCUUCUACUCCAAGUUGCUGCCUUUGCUUACCAGCUGGAGGAAUUAAUGAUGCUUCUGGAACACAAGAUCCCCCCCAACGAGGCUGAUGGGAUGCCAAUCAUUGGUGGAGAUGGUGGUCUCUUCGAGAAGAAGCUGUGGGGCCUAAAGGUGUUGCGAGAGCUUUCACAGUGGACAGUGAGGUCCAUCCAUGACCUUCGAGUCAUUUCUUCUCAUCAGACUGGGAUUCCAGCACAUGGGAGCCAUUAUAUUGCUAAUGACAAGAAAAUAUAGCAGUUAUCCCUCCUCUCUCUCCCUCCUUCCUUUUCUAAUGGAAUAUACACAGCUCUGAGGCCUCACUUUCCCAUUCUUAAGUUUUAAAAGGUUGGAAGUUUUCUAACCUUUGAGACUAUUGGCAUUUUCAUCAAGUAGGGUUGGAGACAUGGAUAGUUGGGCAUACAGGUUUAAUCGGGUGUGCGUGUGUGUGUUGGGACCAUAAGGGAGUGGGGGCAAAGGCACCAUCCUUCCACAUUAGUGCUCUAACCUUUUCUACCCACUAAGUUAACUUUACAAGGAUUUAACAGCCUUGCAGGAUAAAUACAUGUUUAACUUUAGUCCUAGAUGACUUUUCUGGGAAGAUUGAAACAGUGAAUUAAAAAAUCCUGGACUCUAGCCAAUUCAAACUCUCGGAUAAUAAAAAUAAUAACUAAUAUUUAUUGAGUAUCUAUUGUAGCGAUAUGCCAGGGGCUCUGUGUAUAUUACAGUUUUCACAACAACCCUGUUGAGGGAGGUAGUGUUAUUCCCAUCUGGUAGAUGAGAAAACAGAACUUAUAACUUGGUCAAGGUUACCCAGCUAGCAAAUGGCACAUUUAAGUUUGAACCCAGAUAUUUCUCAUUCCAAAGCCUAUGUGCCCUUCACUUUAGAGGCCUGAUUAUGACCUUCUAUCACUGCACCUGUUUGCCACAGAAGGUUGGAAAAUACAUCCAUGUAGUCUACUCCCAGCACUGGAAAACAAUCCCCACUAUAUAUCCUGAUAGGUCAAUGACACGAUUUUAGUGUGAAAGGCAAUAUUUGUUGCCCACGCUUGGCAAAGAUGAGAGCAAUGGAGAUGUUAAGAUUCUGUUUGGGGAAAAGAGUAGGCCCACCAGACUUCUGAAAUUAGGAAAUUGAGGAUGUGCAGUAAUACAGCCUGCUUUAUAAAGUGUCCACAAAUGGGUUGGGUUGGGCACACCCCAUAGCAACUUACCUCGCAUUUAUUGUGAUCAGCAGUGUAGCACUAUAGGCCCUGUAAGCAAGCAUUCAUGGACAAUGGUUGGAAUAGUUCUCAGGUUAAAAUGUCACAAAACUCCUUUACCACACAUUCUCUAGACUUAGUCAUGAGGAGAGUGUGAGGCCCACUCUGUUUCCAGUGGGAAUGCCAGUGAUUCUGAAACAAUAUAUAGCACAGCCUCCAUGCUUCACAACAAAGGGGCAGUAGGGUUCUGUGUUUAAUGUUCUUGAGAGACACAGUGUGAAAGACACCAACUGGUAAAUGUGGGCAUUAAUGGAAAGGUCAUUUGUGGUCAGGUCUGUGAACUAGUGGUGCGGUGUAAAUCCAAAAGUUCUCGGGUGUCACAUUAUUUCAUGCUACCAAUUACACUCACCAUCUUGAUGCAGAACCCAAAUCAAUUUAGUUUACUUGUUUGACCUUCUGCGCUCUUAAGUGAACCAUGAGUCAGAGAGGGCUAGCACGCAUAGGUUGCAUGAGAUGGGAUGGGGUGACCUAGCUCGUGUCUUUUUCCCACAAGGGUUCAUGUCCAAAACUCCACGAGAUCAGUGUUAUGAGGACUCUGCGUUGGGCACUGUGGUAAUACAGGGGACAUAAGGCCCUGCUCUGUAGUCUGCAUUUGUGGAAAUGAGCUUAUGUGCAUAGAAGACAUCAAUACUGGUUGGAAUUGUGAGGCAAAGGUUUAAGUGUUAGGGAUUUAAAGGAAGGAGCUCAGUGAGGGCCCGAAAUCCCUUUCUGGAGGAGGGGGCAGUUCAGUUGUGUCUCAGAGGUUGGCUGAGUACCAAAUGAGAAAUGAGAGAGAGGAAAGAGUUGCCUGGUUAGAAGAAAGUGAAGCAACUAAUAAACAUUCGGGUCCUGCUGCCACUAGAGGUCUGUCGUUUGGCUUUAUUUCGUUUGUAAUUUUGGUGAAUCGGUCGAUACUUACUCAGUAAAUGCAUAGAGGCUUAUUUCAUUCAAGCUUUUUCUACAACUGGUUGUUCUGCUUCAAGAGCAGGAUUUCUCAUUGAUAAAGUACCUGCUUAUUAAUGUGAAGCUCCUAGGUUUAUCUGUGCAAUAUUUUAGAGUCUUUAAUGGAUAAAGAUGUGACUACAAAUUCUUAGUGGGGAAUAACUGAUUACAAACUUGCAGAAUCUGAAAGGAGUGACUCCUCUCCGAGGGUUUGUCUUAAUAUUGAGCAGAUGUGGCAGACCAGGUGUCGGCAGAAGUUUCAAAAGUCAGUGGAACAUGGCUUAAACUCUGAGUUACAUGUGAAGGAAUAUUUAUAUAUAAGAGGCACAUUUGAAGUGGCAGAGGGUCCAGAAAAGGUACAAGUACCAACUAUUGAGUGGGAGGAAAUACGAAGCUAUAGGAGUCUCAAUUAGGUCACAAGCAACAAGUCUCCAGAGUGUACUCCCACAUUGUGGUAAGAGUUCUGUACCAGUUUCUUCCUCAAAAAACUUGCAGUAUCCUCAAAAGAAGUAUGAAGAAAAUCCUUAGAAAAGUGUAGAUAAAAUAAGGGAGAAGUGAGCACUUAGCUUUAAAAACAAAGUCAUAAACAUGAAUGGAUCUGAAUGUGUAGACUGCAUCGUGCUUAUCUGAAAUGGACAAGACACUGAAGAAGGGACCAACAAUAGGUCCAUGUUCUAGGUGUGUGUCUUAAAUACAGAUAGGAAUAAUGGCAACACUGUGGAAGUACGUUCUCUUUAAGGAUCCUGAACCCAAAAGAGACAUUUGGUCUUAAGAUUUCAGUUUCCUUGUUCCUUAGAUCUAUAUGUGGGUCAGAUCUCUGGGGAAUCAUAUUUUUAUAUACGUGUCAACUAUAUAUAUUAUAUAAUAUGUAACUAUAAAAUUCAUAUAUAAUGUAUAACGUAACUAUAUAGUGAUAUAUGUGUGUGUAUAUUGUGUGUGUGUGUGUGUGUGUGUGUGUGUAUAACUGAAAGGCAUGGAUGUAGUUCCUAACCCCUUACUCCAAUUUUGUAAAGAGUAUUCCUUUUAUACCACAGCAUGUAGAAAAGUCCUCUGUGGGAGAGAGAUUCUGUUUUCCUGAAUCUGUUAAGAAACUGCGUAUAUGAAAGAAGAUAAACUCUUUUUAGUUGAUUUAACAAGGUGAUUUGGAAAAAAAAAAAAACAACUUGCAAAUUGGCACAAACUCACAGGUCAAGCAUUGAAUAAAAUUAGCUUUGAAAUAAUCAGGUUUGAGGGAAGUGAGAGCUUUAAUAAAGUCAUAGCCUUGGUAUUGCUGUCAUUCCAGCCUGCUGUGGAUUAAAGCCCAAUGGAUGACUCAUUCUUGUGACCACUGUCAAACAGGCAGAGGACAAGUAAAUAUUUCAGGGAGACCUAUCUCAGAAGUGGUUUAGAAUGACUGUGAAUCCUCAGCUCCUCAAGUAGCCGAACACCUUCUCUAUAUUAACACUAAGGAGUAAAAUAGAAACGCAGGAAGCGAAGGGGCUUGCACCACGAUGAGAAAGUGAUUGGGGAAGGGGGAAAAAAAGGAGUUUGGACAUCGCUUCGAUUGACUUACAAUGUGUGCAUGUGGGUUAGUCUCUAGACAAUGUUUAGGCCAGGGCAUUUAAAAAGAAUGGUUUCGCCUCCUGCUUCAUCCCACCCAAGAAUGAAUGAACCCUCUGAAUGUUGGUACACUGAAAAAGUGAAAGUGAUAAAAAUUUCGUCUCUCCACUCAAAAGCUUCUAUACAAGCUCUAAAGCCUACAGAUAAAGACAAUAAAAAUAUAAUUUGAUCUUUUGGUGAAAUGUGUGUGGGGUGUGAGGUAUCAUCCAUGUGCAUGUGAUUCUUAAAAUUACUGGAUCCAUCUGUUUUUGGAAGAUAGAAAAAAAAAGAUGCAAGAACGGCUAACAAUAAAGAUCUUGCCUCAGCAGGAC
This is a messenger RNA of Ailuropoda melanoleuca (giant panda), 5789 nucleotides long. It is a transcript of the gene CNTF, whose product is annotated as ciliary neurotrophic factor. The record is from RefSeq and is a predicted model, not a curated record. The transcript has 2 exons. Gene Ontology annotation, molecular function: ciliary neurotrophic factor receptor binding; cytokine activity; growth factor activity. The coding region runs from base 1355 to 1957 and encodes 200 amino acids. Gene Ontology annotation, biological process: ciliary neurotrophic factor-mediated signaling pathway; astrocyte activation; negative regulation of neuron apoptotic process. Gene Ontology annotation, cellular component: axon. Lineage: Eukaryota; Metazoa; Chordata; Mammalia; Carnivora; Ursidae.